This is a messenger RNA of Nycticebus coucang (slow loris), 1276 nucleotides long. Its product is annotated as protein RoBo-1-like. Bases 505 to 1155 code for a protein of 216 amino acids. Lineage: Eukaryota; Metazoa; Chordata; Mammalia; Primates; Lorisidae. The record is from RefSeq and is a predicted model, not a curated record. The transcript is spliced from 8 exons.
GUUGGGCAGUCCUUGGUUGACAUCAGUUACACUGUGGUUUUCCUCUCUGCGAGAAGUGAGGGGCCAGGGACAGACUGGUUGGGUUCUUUCCAUUCAACCAUUCCUCUUCUCUGACUCUGGUCUGCAUAUCAGGCUCCAGGCCACACUGACAGUCAGGCCAGGUGGGCAUCUGGUGUCAUUGCACAGCAGCGAGGAACUAGAUUUGACCAGCAAAUAUCUCCAUCCAUCAAGACAAACCCCUGUGGGGGGCGGCAAGACUUAGAGUCCCCUCUGCAGAUCACAGAUGGAAGGGCUCCCUACACUCCCCUGAUCAACCCCCCACCAUGUUCUUCUGUGAGGGAUCUUGUCACUGAUAUCCCCAUUGCCCCUCGAAUGAGGCAGCAGUCCCUUCAGAAGGUGGCUGGAAGCACCUGAAAGUGAGUUUUUCCAGAGUGGGAUGGUGAGACCUGUUUUGGUGACUGGCUCCAGUUUCAAAGGUGACUUUGAAGGUGCAGAGGAGUCACAAUGCAGCCCCGCAGCCUGAAGACUCUCCUGGCCAUCUGCGUCUUCAUGGCCUUUGUUUUCAGCACUGUGGAGACUUAUACCUGUAUCCAGUGCUCUCUGGGGGAGUGUAACACUGAGAAGCAGACUUGUGAGACUUCUCAGGGCUGCUUCAGCAACAAGCAAGAACUUAACACAUCAGGGGUGCGUGAAGGUCUUUGGGAGGAGAAAGGCUGUUCUUCAAGCAAGUGUUCUCCACUGUUCUUCUCGGCAACACUGGGGAAUGGCAAAACGUUUGGGUUUGGCAGACAGUGCUGUGAAGCUGAGCAAUGUAACCAAGGGCACCUCCAAGUGUCUCAGAAAUCCUCAGAUCUCAAUGGCGUUCAAUGUCCUGCCUGCUAUAAUGAGAAUGACCCUUCCUGUACACCAACGACUCUCGCCUGCAGAGGGACUGAGAUAAAGUGCGUUCAGGUUAUUGGCACAGCUCAAAAGUCCUUGAUACUGUUCGCCAUGGGCUGUGCAACAGAGUCCGCCUGUGGCCUGCAGGGUGAGGAAGUGGUGAAGAAUACAAAUAUCUACACCUACUGCAUGGGCCCUGCCAGUGGCGGCCCCCCUCCAGCACCUCUCAUCCCCUCCGUUCUGACUGGCCUCCUCCUGCUGAAGACCUUGCUUUGAUUGCUUAAUCACUUCGAAGUCCACAAUCCUGCAAAAACAUGACAAAGUGGCAGUCUUUGCAUUGUUCCCUUCCCCAACGCUUCCCCUGCAACCACUAGCACCAAAGGAUUAAAGAGCUGUU